UGGACAAUCACUUAAGAACCCAGAGGAAUCCUCAUUUGCGACACCCCACAUCUACGUAUCUGGACAUUAUAUCUACUGUUGUUUCUCCGAAAUCCUUUCUUUUCAACCAUCAACGCUCAAAACAUCCGCCACCAAAAUCCCCAACUUCCCAUAGGGACCCGGCCCUUUCGCCGACAAUGGAUAAAGCGCAGCAGCCCAGCUCUUUUCAACAGCUAGAAAAGCUUGGAGAAGGCACUUAUGCCACUGUAUUCAAGGGCCGGAAUCGCCAAACCGGCGAGCUAGUGGCUUUGAAGGAAAUUCAUCUCGAUUCCGAGGAGGGAACACCAUCGACGGCCAUUCGCGAGAUCUCAUUGAUGAAGGAGCUCAAACAUGAGAGUAUUGUCUCGCUUUACGAUGUCAUUCACACUGAGAACAAACUGAUGCUUGUUUUUGAGUACAUGGACAAGGAUUUGAAGAAGUAUAUGGACACCCGGGGCGAACGGGGACAAUUGGACCAGGCGACAAUCAAGUCAUUCAUGCAUCAGCUCCUCAAGGGUAUUGCAUUCUGUCAUGAGAAUCGAGUACUCCACCGUGACCUGAAGCCUCAGAAUCUCUUGAUCAACAAAAAGGGACAACUCAAGCUGGGAGAUUUCGGUCUCGCCCGGGCUUUUGGUAUCCCCGUCAACACGUUUUCCAAUGAGGUCGUGACCCUAUGGUACCGCGCCCCGGACGUCCUUCUCGGCAGCAGGACAUACAAUACGAGCAUUGACAUUUGGUCUGCUGGCUGUAUCAUGGCAGAGCUGUAUACUGGCCGUCCACUGUUCCCGGGAACCACCAACGAGGACCAAUUGCAGAAGAUCUUCCGUCUCAUGGGAACGCCUUCGGAACGCUCGUGGCCGGGCAUCUCUCAGCUGCCGGAAUAUAAGCCGAAUUUCCACGUUUAUGCGACACAGGACCUAGGCCUCAUCUUGCCCCAAAUCGACCCCCUGGGUCUUGAUUUGCUGAACAGGAUGCUUCAACUACGACCAGAGAUGCGGAUCAGUGCACAUGACGCACUGCAGCAUCCAUGGUUCCAUGAUCUGCCUCAAAUGCAGGCGCAGCUACGGCAGCAGCAGCAGCAAAUGGCUGGAUACGGAGGGAUGGUUGCUUCCCAACAGGCAUAUUAGUCAACCGAGGAACUUACUUUAUCUUUCAUCUUUUUCUUUCGCUAGUUGACAGGAAUGACGAGAUGAUGGGACUGGUUUUAGAUUUGAGAGGGAGCCUGGCGUUAUACCCGAGAACAAAAUUCGCACUAAAUACUUACUCUCUUCUUGUGUUCUGAAGCACCUUGGCUUGUUUAUCCGGGCUGUACAGUUAGUUGCCUGGCCACGCAACAGUGAUCUACAUCUUCAUAGUUCGAAUAGAAUAUUAUACUAGCA
This is a messenger RNA of Aspergillus alliaceus, 1397 nucleotides long. RefSeq names its product cyclin-dependent serine/threonine-protein kinase phoA. Bases 177 to 1145 code for a protein of 322 amino acids. Lineage: Eukaryota; Fungi; Ascomycota; Eurotiomycetes; Eurotiales; Aspergillaceae. Gene Ontology annotation, molecular function: cyclin-dependent protein serine/threonine kinase activity; ATP binding. Gene Ontology annotation, cellular component: nucleus; cytoplasm. The transcript is spliced from 3 exons. Gene Ontology annotation, biological process: protein phosphorylation. The record is from RefSeq and is a predicted model, not a curated record.